This is a messenger RNA of Archocentrus centrarchus (flier cichlid), 2987 nucleotides long. It is a transcript of the gene gcc1, whose product is annotated as GRIP and coiled-coil domain containing 1. The coding region runs from base 436 to 2742 and encodes 768 amino acids. Gene Ontology annotation, cellular component: Golgi apparatus. Lineage: Eukaryota; Metazoa; Chordata; Actinopteri; Cichliformes; Cichlidae. The transcript has 3 exons. The record is from RefSeq and is a predicted model, not a curated record.
UCCUGUUCAGUCACUUCCGGCUCGCUCCAACAUGGCGGCUGUUGACAGCUGAGGCUUUGAGUCGGAUUUUAAUCAUCGAUCGGAUCGAUUAUCGGCCGAUUGUGACGGAUGGACUGAGUUUGUUAACCGCAUCGUUCCGGAUUAUCGGCGCAGUUUGAAGUGAAACGUUCAAAGAGGCGAAAAAAAAAAAAACAGAAUUUAACGUUUGUUUGACUCAAAGGAAGAAAGAAACAGAGAGGUGAGAAACUGCUCCUGCUACUUCCUCUGACCUUCAGCAGGAAGUUUCAUCCUCACAGAAACCGAUCAAGUAAUGAUUGAUCGAGGACUCGUUGGUCAGAACAGGUGCUGUUCUCUGCUUUUUCUCUAACAGGAAGUCACUGCUGAGGGACCGUUCAUGGUCUGGGUGCUGUGACCCAGCUAGACCCAGCCGGAGUCAUGGAGAAGUUCGGGAUGAGUUUUGGUGGCGGCGGCCCCAGCAGGAAGGAGCUGCUGGACACGGUGGAGUCCCAGAAGAAACAGCUGGUCCAGUACCAAACCCGCUUCAAGGACGUGGUCCGGGCCUACAAGAGCCUCCUGAAAGAGAAGGAGGCGCUGGAGGCCAGCCUGAAGGUCCUGAGCGUGACCCAGGACCUGGACCUGAGCCGGCAGGACCGGAAACGUCUGGACACCACCACCACCACGCCGGAGCUCCCUGAAGAUGGCUGCUCGCUGCACAGUGAGGACAGCGUGGACACGGCGGCGUCUCUGGACAUAGUCAGUGAGACUACGAGGGGGGACCAGAGCGAGGAGGACCCGGCAGAACCUGGAGGAAGACUGGUGGCAUCCGAGCCCGACGGAGGUUCUGAGAGUGGCAGUGUGGGGCUGGGGCAGCAGCAAGCCACUCCCCCUCCUGGUGUGGAGGCAGACCGCAGAGUUGCUCAGCUGAAGGGCCAGCUGAGCACACUCACAAGCUCCCUGGCCACAGUGACGCAGGAGAAGUCACGGAUGGAGGCAAGCUUCCAGGCCGAUAAGCGUCAGCUGAAACAGGAAGUGGAGGAGUUGCAGGAACGGCUGGUCAUCAUGACGACACAGCAUGAGGCAGAACUGCACACCCUGCAGCAGCAGCUCGCUGAAAGCCGUGCUCGCAUCAUCACGCAGCAGCAUGAGCGUGAGCAGGAGCAGGGAGACCACGCCCAGCAGCUCCGCGAGCUGCAGAGGCUCCUGCAGGCCGAGAGAGACCAGCGGCAGGAUGUCGAGCUCCGCCUCCAAGACACCAGCACUGCCCUUCUCGUGACGUCACAGGCCAUGGACCGGGGGGCGGUGUUCGAGGCUCUCCUGAACCAGGUGAAGGAGGAGAGAGACGAGCUGAAGAGGAGGCUGCAGGUUGCUGAGGAGGACCAAAGAAAACCGGAUCCUAGAGUGGAGGAGCUGCAACGAGAGCUAACAGAGCUGAAGAGCCGGGUUCAGGAGCAGGUCCAGCUUGAGACCCGCAAGGUAUGUGAGGUGGAGGAGCGCGCCCAUGAGCGUGCUCAGUCUGCAGAGGCCCGGGUGGCGGUCUUGGAGCAGCGCGUGUCUGAGCUGUCCGAGCUGCUGGGCUCGUGUGAAAAGGCGAGGCAGCGGGACCAGCAGGCGGCGCAGAGGCUCCGGGAGCGUGUGCUGCAGCUCGACACUGAGAACAAAACACUUGCCAUUGCUGCCUCCAGCAGGACGACCUGUGACCUCGGGCCAGACGAGCUGCUUGACGUGGGCACGCUGCGGGAGAAGCUGCAGAAGGUGAAGAAGCUGCUGCUGCUGGCGGCACAGAGGAACCCGGACCAGAACAUCCAGGACCUGGACGUGGAGGCAGAGCCAGGCGCGGAUGCCGCCACGGUACUCGUCUACCAGCAGGAGCUGCGGCAAGUGAAGGACGAGUUUGAGCGCUACAAGCUGCGAGCGCAGGUGGUGCUGAAGAACAAGAACGCCAAAGAUGGCUGCCAGGCGCGGGAGCUGGAAGAGGUGCGUGACCAGCUCGCCGAGCUGCGCGAAAAGUACAUCAACCUGCGCGUGCAAAGUGACGAGGCCGAGGCCUGCCACCGCCAGCAGCUCGAUGAACGCCAGCAGCAGGUGGCGGCACUGCAUCAGGCGCACCGGCAGGAGGCGGAGCGUCUGGAGGCACUGCACCGUGAUGAGCUGCUGCGCCUGGAGGCGGAGCUUCACAAGCAGCGUGAGCGCACCAUGGCGCUGCUGGACGAGAAGGACCGAGAGCUGGAGAGGCUGCGGGCAGCUGCCGCUGCUGCAACACUUGCCUGGUCCAACCGUGCUGAUACCACGCCCGCCGACCCACAGGAGGACAGCAUCGACACAGAGGCUGACAUAGUCAGCCAGGCACUGUGGCGGGCCACGCCCACCGAGUCCACGCUGCUGCUGUAUGCUGAGCAGCUUGCCCGCAAAGAGGUGGAGGUGGGGGCGCUGCGGCGGCAGAAGAACCGGUUGGAGGAGGAUAUCCGUCAGCUACAGGCACAGCUCAUCACCAACGGUGAGCGCCACGAUGAGGAGGUGGCAGCCCUGCGGGACCGUCUUGAAAAACUGAUCCGGGACCAGAGCCGUGAGGGGGCCAACCUGGAGUACCUGAAGAACAUUGUGUACAGGUUCCUGACGCUGCAGGACACCAGCGGGCGCCAGCAGACGCUCACCGCCAUCCUCACCAUCCUGCACUUCAGUCCGCAGGAGAAACAUGACGUCAUGAGGCUGCAGGGGAGCACCUGGUGGGUGGGGCGCAGGUAGAACACCUGAAGAAGAAAAGCUCACCUGCAGGAGGAACACCUGGAAAUCAGAGCCAAUGAAGACCUGGCUUCAUGCUGCGGUUGAGGUCGUCUGUAUUUUUCAGCUUCCUAAUGUUUCUCUGAGUUUGGUGCUUUCUGAGCUACACGUGACUCUAAACACUACAAACACAUGAUCAUGUGACCUUCGCUGGUCAAUCAGCUGUCAUUUCUGAUGUUUAUUUUUGAUUCAGAUUAAAAUAUUUUUCC